Messenger RNA from Mytilus trossulus (common blue mussel), 3041 nucleotides. RefSeq lists its product as uncharacterized. Lineage: Eukaryota; Metazoa; Mollusca; Bivalvia; Mytilida; Mytilidae. The transcript has 3 exons. The record is from RefSeq and is a predicted model, not a curated record. Bases 103 to 2916 code for a protein of 937 amino acids.
UGUGAGAUUACCCAUGGUGCAUCUGGAAAAUGCUAACUAGCUCCGAUUAAUGGCUGACAUUUGCAUCACCUAAACAAAUAUACAUCGAUAUUAUUCACCAAAAUGCCAAAACUUAAGAAAAGAAGAAAUGUCCAAUCACAAAGAAAGGUCCCAAAAAAACCUAACCAGUCGUCUGCCAACAGCAGUUUCAAUCUUGACCAUUCACACACCAGUCAUGAUCAUGUAGACUUAACGACAGCAUGCCUUGAAGAAGAAAUAGAACUAGGAUUGAUAAAUUCUGCAGAAAUCGAAGACAUUGAACCAAAGCAGUCAUCUACCAACAGCAGUUUCAAUCUUGACCAUUCAUACACCAGUCAUGAUCAUGUAGACUUAACAACAGCAUGCCAUGAAGAAGGAAUGGAAAUAGGAUUGAUAAAUUCUGCUGAAAUUGAAGACAUUGAACCUAUACAGACACAGCUAGAUCAUGUAGAUGUUGAAGAUAUACAGCUAGAAGAGAGCCUUUAUUCUGACCCUGUUAGUUCAACAAUGCCUUAUGAAGAUUUGAAAAGUAAUCUACAGAAAUACCUAAGUACUUCAUAUACACUUGAUCAAAACAGUGACUUCAUUCAAAUUAUGCAGUUGUAUCCAUCUACAGGCACUGCAUCAGUAAAACUAAAUGUUACUAUUGACCAGAAGUUUGCAGCCAAAGUAUUUGUUCACCGGAUAGAACUUUGCUCCGAUCACCAAUUAUGGAAAGAUUUGCCAACAACAUUUGAUUCAAUUAUUAACAUUCAGUCUUUACUAUCUAAACUUGAGAGCUUCUCUGUGUGUGUUGGGAACUAUGAAAAUGACCUUAUCGAUGUAAUACCAAUUGGCAGCGCAGUGCAACAUGCUAAACCUGCUUCAACAAACUGUCAUGGUUAUAGAGAGGGUGAUUUCGGUGCAGUCAAGGGAACUAUAUCAUAUUCGUCAACAGUCCGCAAUGUUCAAUGUGCACUCCUUGUGCAAGGUCACAGAUGUUACCAGUGCAGUCAACUGAGACGUAUUUUAGUAGGCAGGAAGUACAGACAAGAAGAAAAGCUACGCAAAACUCAGGAAACCUCAGGCCCAACUGACUAUCUUCACAGUAAGAUGCAGCACAGUAAUAUGUCAAAGCUGCAGCUGAUAGAAAAAAUUCACCAACAGAAAGACAAGAUCACCAAUCUACAGAAUGAGAUAUUACGCACUAGAAAUCAGUUUCAACGAGAGAUGGCCAGCAAAGGGGUUAUACUGGACUUCAGCCAAUCACUUGAAAUUAAAGAUACCAUGGCAACAUGCAAUGCUGAGAUGGAAAAAGCAUGUCCUGAUGAAAAUUCAUAUCAAAGAUUGUUCUGGACUGAACAAAUGAAGUGUAUGAAUCUACAGUCAACAAAAGGUAUGCGAUGGCAUCCUAUGAUUUUGAGAUGGUGUCUCUAUCUACGUCAAAAGUCUUCUGCAGCAUAUGAUGCCCUAAGAGAUUCAGGAUUUAUCACACUACCUAGUUCCAGAACCCUGUUUGAUUACUCUCAUUAUACCCGGAGUGACAACGGAUUUUUACCUGAUGUCAUGAAAGUCCUGAAGGAAGAAGCUACCAAAAGAGACAUGUAUAGCAAAGAGGAUGUUUGGAAAAACUAUGUAGGAAUUCUCUUUGAUGAGAUAAAGAUCAAGUCUGACCUAGUUUAUGACAAGCAUACAGGGGAACUAAUUGGUUAUUGUAAUCUGGACAAAGUUGGCAACCAAAUUAUGGAGAUGGAGAGGAGCCUUAAAGACAGUUCAUCUGAUGACAUUGCAAAAUACAUGCUGGUCUUAAUGGUAAGAGGUGUGGCUACAGAUCUGAAGUUUCCUUUGGCUGGGUUUGCAACACUAAGCAUUACAGCAGACUUUCUGUAUCCCAUAAUCUGGAAAGCGAUACGUAUAUUAGAAACAACCAGUGCUGCUCAACUAAAAGUUUUAUUCCUAACCUGUGAUGGUGCAUCAGCAAAUCGUAAAUUCUUCAAUCUUCAUGGACAAGUUAAUGACUUUGUUUACUUCACAGAUAAUCCGUUUUCAGAAGAUGGCAGGAAAAUUUACUUUGUGUCAGAUGUUCCCCAUUUAAUUAAGACUACUCGUAACUGCUUCAGCAACUCAUUUUCACACCUGAACACUCGCAAAUUGUGGAAUAAUGGAAAAGACGUGUCCUGGAUUCAUUUGUUGACCUUGUUUGAGCAACAUUGUGAGAUGUCACUUUACACUCCAUGUCCUAAACUGACAAGAAGCCACCUUGACCUAACACCAUUUGGACGCAUGAAAGUGAAUUUAGCUGCACAGGUGCUGAGUUCUACUGUGGCAAAUGCUUUGGAGAUGAUGUACGGUGAUAAUGUUAGUGAAACAGUUAAUUUUCUCCGGAUAAUUGACAAAUUUUUUGACUGUCUAAAUGUCAGAAACCUCUAUGAGGGACGAAAUAAGCGGAAUCUGAAUUUGAAUCCAUACACCAAUAUAAAUGACGAAAGGCUUCAGUGGCUUACUGGUGACUUUUUAAGUUAUUUUGAUUUGUGGGAGCAAUCUGUUAUGCAGAGACCAGGUGAAUUUACAAACAAGCAGAGGAAAUGUAUGCUUUUAAGUAGACAAACAUUAACUGGUUUGAAGAUAAGUGUGCUUUCCAUUGUGGCAUGUGUCAAAUUUCUUCUUGAGAUUGGAGCUAAGUUUGUUUUAACCCACAACUUCAACCAAGACCCACUCGAACAACAUUUUGGGCAUUAUAGACAUAGAGCUGGUGACAACUCAAAUCCAACUGUGUAUGAUGUACGACACAUGAUGACAACAAUGCGAGCCGUAGGAGCCCAGGCCUUGGCACCACGACACUCUAACAUUAACAACAAGGAAAACAGAAAUAUGGUCAUUGACAACAGCAAGUUACCAAAACGUGGAAAUUACUUUUGAUUAAAUGUAUGAAUGUAUGUUAUAUUAAUGUGAAUCAAAAACUCAGGUCACAAUUAUUUUUUGUAAAUUUUAAGGAGUCUAUAGUUAUGUCACAUUAUUUAAGUGAUCAUAUAAUAUUUCUGAUC